UUGAAUGGUGAAGAGUUUAAAUUAAAUUCACUUAAAGAAAAGGAGAAACAGCCAGAAUAUCCACCAAUUGAGGCACCGCCGAUUAAUUCAGCACCAGCGCCAGCGUCAGUAACUGCAGUCGCACCAUAUGACCCUGGCGGUUAUGGAAGACCUUUUGACCCUAAAACAGGAGGUUCGAAUUGGUUCCAUUACGGUCGAAGAUAUAUUUUAGCUAAAAUCGCAAAAGCAAAGAAACCGUUAAAAACUAAAAAGAAACCAAGAGUUUUAAAGUAA
Messenger RNA from Trichomonas vaginalis G3, 273 nucleotides. Its product is annotated as protein of unknown function, DUF4107 family. The transcript has a single exon. The record is from RefSeq and is a predicted model, not a curated record. Lineage: Eukaryota; Parabasalia; Trichomonadida; Trichomonadidae.